AUGAUUCUACUGGAAGUGCACAAUCGAAUAAUAGAAGAAAUAUUAACAACUCAAAUAGAAACAUUUUUACGUAAAGAGAAACUUACUGAACUGAAGACAAAGAUUGUUGAUUUUGAUGGUGCUUUAUAUUAUAUUAAACGUUCACGUGAUACACCAUUAACUGUGUCAAUUAAAUUAAAAUUUUUUCGCGAUUUAGAACAGCAUGGUACAGAUGAACUGCUACGUCGUGAGUAUGGCGAUUUGUUAGUAGCUCCAGAAGAAGACUACAAUGUAACACUAUCAAUCGAUUUUAAUACGCAAUUACCCACAGAAGAUUGGCAAGGAUUAGUGAGGAAAAUGGCCAUGUUAAAACGAAAUUGUUUUGCGGCUGUAUUUGAAAAAUAUUUUGAAUUCCAAUCGAAACAAGAAGUUGGUCAUAAACGGGCUGUUAUCCAUUAUCGUGAUGAUGAAACCAUGUACGUUGAUGCGUCGUUUGAUCGUGUCAUUGUUAUAUUUAGUACAGUAUUCAAAGAUCCUGAUGAUAAUAUUAUUGGAAAAGUGUUUAUGGAAGAAUUCAAAGAGAGACGCCGAAAUUUUCAACAAGCACCACAAGUUUUAGUGAAUUAUCGAACACCACCAGAAGAAUUAAAAGAAAUGAAAGAUGCAAGAGUGGGAGACAAUAUUGGUUAUUUGACAUUCGUCUUAUUUCCAAGACACACAAAAGCAGCUGCGCGUGAUAAUACAAUAAAUUUGGUACAUACAUUACGAAACUAUUUCCAUUAUCAUAUUAAAUGCUGUAAAGCGUAUCUACACUCUCACAUGAGACAAAAAACAAACGAAUUCUUAAAACGUCUUCAAUUAGCUCGACCAGAAGUGAAAAAGAAUUUCAGAAAAGGAGCAGCAGUUGGAGAUGCAGCUGGUAUAGAAUGA
Molecule: messenger RNA, 909 nt
Organism: Didymodactylos carnosus
Lineage: Eukaryota; Metazoa; Rotifera; Eurotatoria; Philodinida; Philodinidae
Source: the annotation of a GenBank genome assembly